Triticum aestivum (bread wheat) is the source of this 801-nucleotide messenger RNA. Its product is annotated as putative E3 ubiquitin-protein ligase SINA-like 6. The coding region runs from base 1 to 801 and encodes 266 amino acids. The transcript is spliced from 2 exons. Gene Ontology annotation, molecular function: zinc ion binding; ubiquitin protein ligase activity. The record is from RefSeq and is a predicted model, not a curated record. NCBI's taxonomy places the organism in Eukaryota, Viridiplantae, Streptophyta, Magnoliopsida, Poales, Poaceae. Gene Ontology annotation, cellular component: cytoplasm.
AUGUCCACACGCGCGGCGCUCGAGAACUUGACGCUGGCGGACGCCGAUGCCCUCGACUGCGGUGUCUGCUGCCUCCCGCUCAAGCCGCCCAUCUUCCAGUGCGGGGUGGGGCACGCGCUGUGCGAGCAGUGCCGCGGCAAGCUGGCCUCGGCGCGAACCUGUCACGUGUGUCGCGCUCCGAUGGCCGACGGCUACCGCCGGAACCACGACUUGGAGCGGCUGGUGGAGUCCAUCCGCGCGCCCUGCCCCAACGCCGCCUACGGAUGCGCCGCCAGACCGGUCUACUACGACGGGCCCCGCCACCUCGAGGACUGCCUCCACGCGCCGUGCCACUGCCCCGAGGAAGCCUGCGGCUUCGUCGGCUCCACGGAGAUGCUGCUGGCCCACUUCGCCGGAGAGCACGAGUGGCCGUGCACCAGCGGCGUCCGCGCCGGGGAGUCCUUCUCCGUGGACCUCGAGGACGGCUUCAACGCCGUCACCGUCGGGGACGGCGCCAGGGAGCUGCUGUUCCUGGUGAUGGCGUCGCCCGUGUACCUCGGACGCGCCAUCUCCGCUGUAUGCGUGUGCCCCCGAACUGACGGCGGCGAUGAGAUCUUCUACGGGAUCGAGCUCGAGUUCGAAAGAUUAGGCGGCUGGUAUGGUGAGCGCCUGAAAUCUUUUUUCAACGUGGAAUGCACGAAUCUCUCCAGUGGCCUACCCGAUCCCGACGACCGCUUCCAGUUCCUCCUGCCCAAUUCUGUCAAGCCAUAUGAGGCGGUAACUAUCAAGAUCGAAGCCUGCAUUUACACCGAGAUACAGUAA